This is a messenger RNA of Argiope bruennichi, 2835 nucleotides long. It is a transcript of the gene Sec6, whose product is annotated as exocyst complex component 3-like. NCBI's taxonomy places the organism in Eukaryota, Metazoa, Arthropoda, Arachnida, Araneae, Araneidae. Gene Ontology annotation, cellular component: exocyst. Gene Ontology annotation, molecular function: SNARE binding. The record is from RefSeq and is a predicted model, not a curated record. The transcript is spliced from 23 exons. Gene Ontology annotation, biological process: exocyst localization; exocytosis. The coding region runs from base 260 to 2575 and encodes 771 amino acids.
UAUAUAUUUGUAUAGUUUUCGAUUUCUGCUAAAAUUAAAAAUAAAUAAUAAACAGAAAUUAAACGAAAUUUUAACGAAAGUUAUUUGAUUAUAUAGAGGAAUUCAUAUUCACAUAGUUAUAUUUAAAGAACCAUUUUUUUUCUGGUGUGAUACAGAUGAAUGAUUGAAAUGUUGAGUUCGGAACUGUUGCAAGACAUAAUUUCGAUUUAAAAUAAAUAUUUUAUAACAUUAAAUUUUGUUUUCAAAACUAUUGCUGAUUAUGGGUUUAGCAACAUUUGAUAUGAAUCAAAUAGAAAAUGAAGCAGCAGCUACUGCUGCUAAACAUGUUGCAAACAUGUUACAAAGACCAGACCAACUUGAAAAAGUGGAUAAGUACAUGCAAAGAGAAUUACGUAAGAAGGCUUCUGUUGAUGGUGUUCUCAAAACUGCAAUGCAAACUCAGUUAGAUGGAGUUCAGACUGGUUUAUGCCAAUUAGAAGCAGCAUUAAAUGAAAUCAAAGAGAUCAAUAAAGAUAUUCAAGAAAUUAAAGAAUCUUUAAAGAUGGUUCCAGAAUUGGUUGAAAAUCUUUAUGCUCUCAAAAUUGAAAGCAAGGAACAUAGCCAGUGUUCAGCUGCAUUAGAAAAUCUUGAGCAUAUACUAAAUAUACCCAAAAGUGUCCAAGAUGCCUUAGAUAUGAUAAAUGAAGGAAAAUUAUUAGCUGCCCAUCAAAGUCUCGCUAUACUGGAGCAUUCUCGAGAUGAUUUAUUGUAUGAGAUGCAUAAACUGGCAAACCAAAGUCCUACAGACAAAAAUAUGUUGAAACACUACUUUUCUGAUGUAGAAAAAUUGUCUGAAGAAAUAAGCAAGCAACUGUGGUUGAUCUUAAGAAGAACUCUAAAUUCUGUUCGCAAAGAACCAAAAAUAAUUGUUAGUGCCCUGAGGAUUAUUGAAAGGGAAGAAAGUGAGGAUGCAGCUGCUGUUGAUUUAUUUAAAAGAACAGGUUACAUGCCUAUAGGCCGCCCAAAACAGUGGAGAAAUAAAGCUUUUGAAGUAUUGAAACAAUCAGUUUUAGAAAGGAUUGAAGGAAAUCAAUUUGAAGAUAGGUCUGGUCAUAAAAUGUGGUUAGUUACUCAUCUUGAGAUGACUAGGCAAAUUAUUGUUGAAGAUUUAAGAGUAGUUAAGAGUGCAUGUGUACCAUGUUUUCCUCCAAAAUAUGAAAUCUUUGAAAAAUAUGUGAAAAUGUAUCAUGAAUGCCUUUCAGGUCAUUUGCAAGAACUGAUUGGAAACAGUUUAGAAGAUAAUGAAUAUAUAAGUCUUUUGACUUGGAUUAGUGGAUAUGGGAGUACUGAAAUGCUUGGCCAUCCAGAUCUCAAUAUAGAUGUUACGAAAUUACCUCCUUUACUUGAAAAACAUGUUAUUCAGAGCCUUGAAAAUCAGUAUUUGUAUAAUGUGAAGAAGAAUUACCAAGAUUGGAUGAAAAAUGCUCUUUCUACAGAUGUUAAAGAUUGGAAUCACCAUGAAGGACCUGAUGAAGAUGAAAGUGGAUAUUUUCAUACACAGCUACCCCUUAUUAUGUAUAACAUGUUGGAUCAACAUUUACAAGUAGCUCAAACAGUUGACAAAGAAUUAGUCAAUAGAAUGAUGCUGUUGAGUUUUGAAGAAGUUCUGGAGUUUACACGUCUUUAUGAAGAAGCCAUUAUGAUGUACAGAAGCAAGCACUUUGAAGACAGAAGCAUUGUGAAAUAUUUUACUUCUUAUAUGAUUGCAACAGCUAAUAAUUGUCUCCAGUUUUGUGAAUUUGCUGAUAAACUGAGAAUACGAUAUAGUAAAGAUCUGACUGCUAUAUCCAAGAAUGCUGAGAUUAUAUUCCGUAGAACUAUAGAAGCUUUCCUCAAAUUAAUUUUACUUAUUCUUAAGUGCUUACGAGAGGAACUAUUCAUGGAUCUCAGCAGUAAUUUAAAUGAAGUGAUGACACGAACAUGGUUUCUCUCUGGUAAUCAAAUUGUGGAUACUAUACAUGCCACUUUAGAUGACUAUGGAAGUGAUUAUACUCAUCUUCUCCCUGAAAAUUUUAAUCUUUUGAUUACAGAUGUCAUGAACUGGAUUGCAAUCAACUAUAUAUAUGCAGUUUUACAAAAGAGGAUGAGUUUCAAAAGUUAUGAGGAACGCAAGCAAGCUGCAGAAAAAAUGUGUGAGGAAGGAAAGAUCCUUCAGCAGUUGUUCCAAAGAGCUCCUUUCAAUAAAAGGCUGAAUUCGAUUGUGAAAAAAAGAUCCUACUAUGAUGGAAAGAUCACUCUGGAAGAAUUUUUAAAGAAAUACAGUCCAAUUCAAACAUCUCAAACAUCACCAUUUGAAGCUGUGCCUCUGAUAGCUGAAGUCAUUAAACUGAAAGACGUCAGCAUGCUAUCUUUGGAAAUUUCCGGUGUAAUAAGACAUUAUCCUGAUGUAACCCUUGAGCAGUUAGUUACUCUUAUUCUAGUUCGAGGAGAUGUUAGCAAGAAUGAGGCUAAACAACUUGUUUCAGAUAUCAUGGCAGAAAUUGGUACUCAAAGUAAAGAAAGGACCAUCUUUUCUGACAUUACUAUAUCUUUAUAAGUAUUAUUUUACCAAAAAAGACUUUUCCUACAAAUGAGAAUAUAAAUAGCAGUACUAUAAUUUCAAUUUGUUUUGUUUAAAAAAGUAUUUUUGUAAAGAUGAAAGCUUUUAUUGAUUUAUUUUUAAAUCAACCUGAUAUGUCAGAUUAGUUUUCUGAUAAAUGUAAUCAAUAAAAAUGCAUGUUAAGAUUAUUCAGAUAAUAUAUAUUCAUAUUUAUUUGUAUAUAUAUGUAAAUAAGAAAUGUGAACUAGAACAACAAU